AAUAGGGUAAAAACAUUAGGUCUUUUAAUGGAGUGAGUGGGAAUUGUUUCCACUGCUGUGGUGCUGUACACCCAGGGAUUUAUUUAAAACACAAAUGUCUACAAAACUUUGUAAAAAGACCAAUAGAAUGUCUUUGUUUGCAGUAGUGCACUCCUCGACAUGAUUCAGUUCAGUUUGGUGGACUUAAAAAAAGAAGAAAGUGUAAGAAUCUAAAUACGGUUGUCUUCCCUUUUUACAUUAAGACAGAACAGGAACUGAAAGUCUGAAAUGUUGUGAGUGAACCUGCUGGUUUUAUCUGUGGUUCAAUCAAAUCAUUUGAAUGCAGAGUUAAAGCCUCGGGCUCUGGUGAUGCUAACGCUGAUGAAUAAAAACAAUGAGGAGGAGGAGGCAGAAGAAGCAUUAACAGACUAGCUCCAGUCCCAUGUUCUCUCCUCCAUCACUGUGAUGCGUCAUGGCUCCAGUGCUGAGUGGAGUGUGGUGGGGGCCAGAGGCAGGUAUCGUGGGGUCGGGAGCGGCGGCAGCUACGGGGGUGGCGUCGUGGCUCGGCAGUGAGCAGCUGAUCCUGGUCCUGACUCUGAGCGUCCUCACUGUCCUGCUGCUGGUCUCUGUGCUGCUGCUGCUGUGUGCUAGCUGCCAUGGGCAGAAGAAAGCAAUCAAUGGACAUCCUACAGGAGACCACGACAAUCUCAUGAACGGAGUGUCAGAGAAAGACACCGUCAGCCAAUCAGCAGAGAGCCCAGCCACUGAUGUGGCCGUCAGCAGCUCUCACAACGGUCCUUUAACCAGCGGUACAAUCCUCACAGACACGUUGGACAGUCCGCAGCCCUCAGAGGAGCUGCUCUCCAGCCAAUCAGAGCUCAGGUCCUCCAAGUGUCCUCAGGAUCGUGAGCUUCCUAGCAUCCCUCCCAACAACGCCCUCCUGGGGGACGGCCCCCCAGCCACAGGAGACAGCACCUACGAGGUGGUGAAGGAGAUUGCAGUGGCUUCACGUGACGUCAGUGUUGAAGACUCUCUGUACGAAACGGUGAAGGAGCUCAAAGACCUGCCCCCUGCCGAGCCCGGCCUCUCUAAUGGUACCACCCAGCUGAGCCUGGACCAGGCCAGCCCUCCUCCCCCCGCCCUCCUCAAUGGCCACCUCAGCCCCAGCACACCUGAGCGUCUUCCCCUGUGUGCAGGGGUGGAGUACGCCUCCAUUGACCUCAAUAAGAAGAGCCGCCACAGCGUAGACAUGGAGGCCAAGCGGCGCUCCGAUAACGCUGCCCUGCUUUCCUGUAAGGCUCUGGAGGAACCAGAGGAGGACGAACCUCCUCCGGUACCAAAGAAGGUUCUGGAUGAAAACGACAACCAGUCGGUGCUGAUGAAUGGCCUGGCAGGAGCCGGGCUGCACAAUGGAGAGUUACACUCCCCUCUGUCUCCCGCGCCAGGGUUCGACAACCACGUUCUGUCAAACAAUGAGAGUCCUGUCUACUCCACAGUCAACAAAACAGCAGAUGUCGGCGCUCUACAGGAGGAGGAGAAGGACCAUGAUUACAGCAGCAUCGCUGAGAUCAAAGGUCUGGUCCCCGCCUCCUCCUCCAGUGACCUCUACGCCACCGUCAGAGAUAUCUACGCACAGCCAGACGAACCCCAGUUGAGGGAGAGCACAGAUCCAGGCUACGAAACCAUUCGCAUCCCAAAGACUAACGACUCAGACGGUGACCCCCGGGCCAGGCUGGGAGCAGAGGGGUCAGACGCUGCCAAGACGGAGCCUGACUAUGAGAGCGUGGGCGAGUUGGGCCUGAGCAGGGAAGGUUCUGGUCUCUGAGUGUGCUGAUUUUCUCAUCACUGCAGCCUGUGAUACAUUUUCCAGAUAGCGCUUUAAACCUGCGACCAAGCAUGUUAUCGGUGCAUGACUUGGAGAGAAAAAAACUAAACUAAACAAAACAACAAAAGCAGAGAAUGGCUUAGCACACUGCAUCCAUCAUCAAUGCAAGAGUGUCUUCUCUGCACAGCUCGGGUACGGUCUACUCAUGUAUCACCCAGGGUCAAUGUUAUUGGUACUGGUCGGCCUGCUAGUAAAUGAACUGUAGUACCUCAAUCGCUGGGCAUUACUCAUGUGGAAGAUUGCAAUUGAUCUUCACUGAAUCUGCCUUUUUCAUCUUAGCUGACAGCACAUAUCACUUGACGGUGAGAAGAAGUUUUCCUAUGGUGACAUACGUGUGUUUCAGAGGUUAGCUGAGGACAUGGUCUGUGUUUGUGAUGGUAAAAAACCCCAGUGCCAUAUUCCCAUGAGAUUCCUGCACUUACUGUACAUAUGAAGGCAGCGUUAUUCGUAUUCCUCGUCUGCAGUCGCCAGUGACCUUCUAUCUUUUCCCAGCUGACGCCACUGUGUCAUGUAUUAUUGAGGUGUUGUGCUGUAUUUCCUGGCUUUUCCCUUCACUGUUUGCAUUCUCUGCUUGAAAUUCCUGACAGUGGGGUCUUGGCCGGGGAAAAACAAAAAAAGAGGAAAAGCCAGUCUUAUCAGUGACCACACAGUUGAAGACAAGCUCUGCUGUCAAAGCAUGUUUUUAACUACGACGCCUUACAAUGAGAGUGUAACAAGUCAGGGCUGUAUGGGGGGAGAAGGCGGGAGGUUGGAAGUGGGUUGACGUUUUCUGUGAAGUUAAUAUUUAUUUGAUUUAAAUGUGAAGCGUGAAGUGUAUUUGUGCAAAGAUAUUCAGAGUAUGUCUGUCAGAGAGUGGUGUUUUCUAGCAUUUCUAUCCAGAUACAUUCGUAGUGAAGGUGACUUGUGCAACAACGACAGGUGUGAGGGUACGUUUUCUCCAGAUUUUUGAGCAAAUUGAUUUCUUUAAAAAUACAUGAUUAACCAUAGACUGUAUAUAAGGUGUGGACAGAGCCAGUGUGGUUGCAAGUGUGAAGGUAAUUAAAGGAUUUGAAUCUUACUCUGUAUGAAUGGAAAUUAUUCUUAGACUUUCAUUUAAAGGCAUUUUAAUCCAAAAAAAAAAAACAUCAGAUGGAGUUUGGCUUUUUCUGCCUUAUAUACCAUCUACAUGUAACAACAAAACCAAUAUUACCUUUUUGUCUUUUUUGCCCAUCGGUCACAAAAAAAAAAAAAAAAAA
Messenger RNA from Cynoglossus semilaevis (tongue sole), 3099 nucleotides. It is a transcript of the gene pag1, whose product is annotated as phosphoprotein membrane anchor with glycosphingolipid microdomains 1. Gene Ontology annotation, cellular component: membrane raft; plasma membrane. Gene Ontology annotation, biological process: negative regulation of T cell activation; intracellular signal transduction. The transcript is spliced from 8 exons. The coding region runs from base 452 to 1804 and encodes 450 amino acids. The record is from RefSeq and is a predicted model, not a curated record. Lineage: Eukaryota; Metazoa; Chordata; Actinopteri; Pleuronectiformes; Cynoglossidae.